Molecule: messenger RNA, 990 nt
Organism: Closterium sp. Naga37s-1
Lineage: Eukaryota; Viridiplantae; Streptophyta; Zygnematophyceae; Desmidiales; Closteriaceae
Source: the annotation of a GenBank genome assembly
AUGAGGACGAAGAGCGGAGGCGAAGGAGUUGAUUGGCAUGGUGCAGGGGAUCAGCAUGCAGGUAUCAGAGAUAGGCGACGAGCGCCCCAUCUCCACCUGCGCACUCUCCCCCGACGCCUCUCUCCUCGCCACCUCCGGGUAUCAGAGAUAGGCGAUGAGCGCCCCAUUUCUUCCUGUGCUCUCUCCCCCGACGCAUCUCUUGUCGCCACCUCGGGGUGGAGCGGCGCCUGCCGCUUCUGGUCGCAGCCAGCUGUGCGGGCGGCGGGCGCACUGCGCAGCCACUCAGAGCGCGCCACAUGUGUGGCCUGGCACCCCCACGCACUCUCCUCUCUCCCCGCCUCCGGCCCCAACCUUGCCACGGCUGGUGCUGACAGCGUGCGACUUUUCCCCCAACGGGUACCAUCUAGCAACAGGAGGGGAGGACCACACAUGCCACGUGUGAGAUCUAAGGCGAUGCAGGAAAACAGGCUGCACCCCCGAAUCCCUCACCCCCUCUCCUGUGCUCCUGAUCAUCGUCCAAUCUCCUCACUUGCACCCUUCCUCUCUUCCGCACUUCCCCCUUUCCUCUGUCCCGCCUUUCCUCCCUUGCUUCCCCUCAUAUACUUUACCCCAUUUCUUCCCCUCAUUUUCCCCCCUGCUUCCCCUCAUUUCCUCCUGUGCUUCCCCUCAUUUCCCCCACUGCUGCCACUCAUUUCUCUCCCUGCUUCCCCUCAUUUCCCCCACUGCUGCCACUCAUUUCUCUCCCUGCUUCCCCUCAUUUCCCCCACUGCUGCCACUCAUUUCUCUCCCUGCUUCUCAUCAUUUUUCCCUGCUUCUCAUCAUUUUUCCCUGCUUCUCAUCAUUUUUCCCUGCUUCUCCUCCUUUCCCUCCCUGCUUCUCAUCAUUUCCCUCCCUGCUCUCCCAUAUGUCCCAUAUCUCCCCUGUUUGACCUUUUUCUUUUCCCCCUCCCAAUCCCUCUUAUUGUCUCCCUCUUCCUCGCUAUUGCAGUGA